UAGUGUGCAAAAUCCCUGACUGUCUGAAUUUUUACAAUAUUGUGGUAGGAUAACUAAAUCCAAAAAAGAACCAUAAAAAAUGGAAUCGAACAAAGUUGAGUGAAUUCAUCGAAAAAAGUGUCUUUUUGUUGAUCAAGCAUUCUUCUGUCCAACGUUUCUGUCAGUGGGUUAUUUAGCAUCAUAAUUUUGAUAAUAGUAUUGCCAAUUUAGGGUUUAAUAUAAUGUAAUUUAACUCAAAAUGUCUCAUCAUACAAAAUUCUGCUUUAAUUGAUGUGUGCGCCUUCUGUUAUGGUUUUGAAUGCAUUUGAUAAAUUUUUACUGUAGUAUCAAUGUAGUCUGGAAAUGGUGUGUAAGGAGGAGGUUUUAUUCUGGUUUAAGGACUUGGAUGGUUAUAAAAGGAUAGAUGUGUUAUAUGAGUUACUAAAUAUGUGUUUACCUUUUGAGUUGCGUUUCAUAGGUUCUUGCAUAGAAGAACUAGGGAAGCAUACUUAUCAAGAAUUGCGGGGACCUACUCUCACAGCAAAUGAUUUAGAAAAACUUUCUAAAGAUGUGUCGUUUAAUCAGGGUAUUUUAGAUGAAAAUGUUCGACAUCGAGUGUUGGUGUAUAUAUCGUUACUAUCAUCUAGGAACUAUAGUGUAGCAAAUUGGUUGUAUAAAAAGGUAUUAAGGACAGACCAUAUUGAAGAUUAUUUAGUGAAAGAGAGGGGUAAAGAUGAAGUACUCCAUAGUGAAUUUUUAUUAUUGUAUACGAUGGCUUUACACCAUCCCGCAUUUACAUUUGACCAAAAACAAUUUUUUAGUAAAGUAUUGGCACAUUUAAUUGAUUUUAGGGAAAAUCGUGUUUCUGCCAAACACUGUGCACUCGGGUAUCCGCCUGGAUUUGGAUAUCCAACCCAGAAGAUCCAUGACAUACCAACGAUACCGGUAAAGGUCGCUCCGACGUCAUGUGGUGACACGCCCGCUACCUUUCAGCAUCCACCCGGUCUCACACAUUUACCACCCCCGCCCCAUAUAGACUUUAUCACUCCUAUGUGGAGCAGGCCGGGAUUUCCAUACGGUGCUCCAGAGGUGCCACCUUUCCCACCUCCUUCCAUAUCACCGUUAGUUAGUCAAGCAACUUCACCUAAUCAGAGCAGAAGUACCUCGCCGCACAGAUCCCAGAUGAGUAUAAGACCGCCGCCACCUCCGCAGGUGUUGCAGCCGCCGCUGGCAGGGCCACCACCUAACGUUCCGAUGAACGGCCCACCGCCACCUCUGGAUAUAAUGCCAGUCUCUGUGCAUCCGCAGCCAUCACUAGAUCAGCUCUCUCAAACUAAUCUGCCUGUGUAUAGUAACCCCGACUUAAAGUUGGCCGAGGACGACUUAGCAAAGUUAAGCUCAAUAGUGGAAGAGAAGCAUCUAAUGUGGCCCCAACAGGCUCCUCCGCUGAACGAAGUGAAGUCGAACGGCAUUAGAUUUCCCCAUUUUCUAGGGAACGUUAAACCCUUCCUCGUUGAACAAAUGCAAGCCCUAAACCUGGAAGGCGAGAACUCCCUUCACCAAUCCAACUCGUCCAGCAAUAGCAGCCCGAACGGGACGCCCCCCAGCACACCCCUUAGCACGCCGGCUUCCACGCCGCACGGGCCGGGCAGGGGCGACAAGUCCAGGGUGAACGGAAUGCCGCAGUUCGGAGUGAGCUCGGGGCCACCCCUCCACAACACCACGCCGCCGCCCCCACCAACGUUCAGCAACAGCUCGGUGCCUUACAGUUUUCCCCAGUUCACGGCCCUUCCCCCGAACAGGUCAAUGUUCCAUUACACCCAGGCUUUCAGACCUACUUUCACUCCCCCCUACCCCAAUUACCCGACUGACAACUCCUUCCCCACCUACACUUAUCCUUAUAUGUCCCUUAUAAUUUCCAGCCACUACCAGCCACGGACUCCUCCCGGUUGCUACAAUUGUGGCGCGACCGGCCACCUGGGCACCGAAUGCCCCAGUCAGAAUAUCGAGGAGAUCACGCAGAAGAAGACCUAUCAGUUAGAAUACACAUCUCCGCUACCCGAUCCGGAGAAAUGAUAGUGUACCGUACAGUUUUGAACGAGUUUAUCCAGUGAUCUGAACAGUUACCGUACUGUUUGAAAUGUGUAAUAUAGGUUUAAAAUCAUGUAAUUAUUAUGUAAAAAGUCUUUAUUUUUUCUCGUUUGGCAUUAAUUACGCCUGCCGUUUUUUUUUUCUCUAAUUUUACCUCUGUGGUUUUUAGUCUUGUUUUUAUACAAUUUUAUAUAAAUUUGCAAUUUUUAAAAUUCGAGAAUCUCCGGGUGUUUUAUAGACAACGUAUGAUUUUUAUCAUAUUUUUUUUAAUACAGUACUUAUUGCAGAAAUAAUGUCGCCAUAUACAGAUUAAGUACCAUGUUUAUUGUUUACUAUUUUUUUUUGUUACGAAAAAAAAAACAAAAUAAAAGUUGGUUAGAUUGGUUCUAGGAAAUGUAAUCGAAUUAUGUCAAUAAAGUGCUUUUUACAACCAGCGUAUUAAGGAAUGACUGCAGUAAGAUAAAUCAGGAACGAUAAUCGGUUAUUUAUGACGGUUUGAUGAAAUAUCAUGUAAAAUAUAUGUUAAUUUAGUGAUGUUAAGUACGAGCAGUAGUAAUGUGUUUAGUUUUACAACUUAAUUACUUUUUUCCUGCUACAGUCGUGGAACACCGAUUUCUUAGUCAAAUAUUGUGAUAGUUAUCUUCUCGAUGAAUAUUUCUUGUAUUCUUAUUUUUAGUGUCGGUGUACGCCUAGUUACGAUUAUUGUAACGAUCGAUAAAACAAGUGUAUUCGAGGAAAUGAAGCACUGAACCUCCG
This is a messenger RNA of Anoplophora glabripennis (Asian longhorned beetle), 2826 nucleotides long. RefSeq names its product leucine-rich repeat extensin-like protein 5. Gene Ontology annotation, molecular function: zinc ion binding; nucleic acid binding. The transcript is spliced from 5 exons. The coding region runs from base 343 to 2055 and encodes 570 amino acids. The record is from RefSeq and is a predicted model, not a curated record. Lineage: Eukaryota; Metazoa; Arthropoda; Insecta; Coleoptera; Cerambycidae.